AAAGCAAAAGAAAUACAAGAAAAACGAGCGUCAAACCGAAACGAAACGACGAUAGGAAAAAUUUUACCUACUACACAUUUUAAUUAAAAUUAAAUAAAACUACAGUAAAUUAAAAGAAAAAACUUAUGAAAAAUAGCAAACAUAUAAAGAUUACAUAAGAAUUUUACAAAAAACUCAAAUAAGCUUAAUUGCUAUUGGAAUUAAAGCUAAAAAAGAAAAAAAACUACAGUGACAAAGACCAAGCCAAAGGCAAGAAAAAUUAUACUUAAAUGUGUGUGUUGAAAAUUAAAUCAUUUUUUAAACAGCGAGACAAAAAUAAUUAAAGUUAUAUGCUGGCUUUUGAAAAUAAAAUUAGCUACGUUUCAUUUAAACAACUAUAGAUAAAAUUACGAAAUUGAAAAACGUUUAAGAUUUUUUGAGAAAAAACUAUAGAAAAAAGACUAGGCAUUAAAUAAAAAAAACAAAGAGCAAGCAAAAGAAGUGAUAAAUUUAAAGAGAAAAGAGUAUGAAGUAAAAAAUAGACAUCAUUUAUAAAAGUGUAAUUAUUUAAAAUCAAAUGUACAUACAUGCCUACAAAGUGCAAAUAAAUGUAACCAACCAUUUUCUAUAAAAAUAACCAGAAAUAUUACAAAGAAUACAAAUUCAAUUUAUUUGUUUCUUCUUUGCUUUGCUCGUGAGUGUAUAUGCGAAUCGUACGAAUGUAUUAAAUUUAUAUACAACUAUUUAAACAGCGGAACAACAACAUCGGCAGAAAAACAUCAAUUGUGUGGGGACUUUCUUUUUGUUUGUUUGGAUGUUUUUUUAUACGAGUGUGUUGUUUUCCUUUUAACGAAAUCAAUGUAUGAGAGUAGAGUGAGGCCCAUAAGAAAAUGUCACAUUUGCCUUUGGAUGCACGCGCCAUUUUGCAUUAUUUAAAUGAAUUGGGCUACAGAAAUAUAUCAGCCACACAACUCAAAGAAUUUUUAAAAGCCAUAUUGCGCUUAAAGGUAUGCAACCACAAUCGGAAAUCAACAGUAAAUGCAAAUUUAAAAGUCAGCAACAGCAGCAGCAACAAUUGCCAACAACACCUACUACAAGAAACACAACAACCAGAACAACAGCCUCUGCUUCAAUUUUACAACAAACCCCAACAACAACAGCUACAGCAGCAGCCACUGCAAUUGCAUCUGAGGUUACAAAACGCAGUCCUGCUGUAAAAGUAGUUAAAUGUAAGAAACCUUUGUGUCAUUUUAAAUUUUACUUGGAUAUACGUGAUCAUCAACUAACCAAACGCAUAGAGGAACAAAUCAAACUACUGGGGGGUUCGCUAGAGUUUUUUCUAACUCCCAGUGUUACACAUUUUGUUACUGAUAAACCAAUAGCGCCGGCAAACAAUAACAGCAACAACACAAACAACACCAGUUGUCCGGGUACGCCACAAACACCCCAAACACCACAGACUCCCCAGACGCCCUACUCGUUGGAUUGUUUAGUGGACUCAGCGAAACAAAAUAAUGGACUUGCCAAGAAGCCCAUUAGGAAUUCAAGAGCUGAUGCCAUAUUAAAUAGAGCGCGUAGAUUGAGCACUAUUAACGUAUCCACGCCCACCACCAGCCAUUAUCAUCAGAGCAAGGGUUCGGCCAUAGAACCGAUCAGCUCUGUUACACCUCUAAAACAUAAACAUAGUUUGGCUAAUAAUGUUACUGGCACUCCACAGCUCCCAUAUGUUGUCUGGCAAUGUGAAAUCGCUUUAAGAUUUUUCAAAAAAGUACAACACGAACUUAAAGAUUAUUUGGAUCAUUCAAGUAAACCGAUUAGCAAGUCUUAUGCCGUAGAACCUAUAAGUCUUAAGGGUGGCUAUAUAAAAUUUGAAUCGCUAAAGCGUAACUAUAGGCCGUACUAUCAUCUAAUUAGGAAACCACAAGAGUGGCCUAAAAUCCAAUUGAGUCGAGAGGACGGUGCUUUUAGACUGUCGCCCAAGAAGGAUUUGCCGCCCAAAGAUAUUGCGGAAACUGAACAAAAUUGCCAAACUUUAGACGGCGCUGCGUUGCUCGACAAUAUGACACGUAAAUCCCGUACAAAAUCAUCACAAAAUCACCAUAACAAUUUGAAAAAUAAUAAAGACAACGAUCUUAUAAAGUCACCAGCCAACUCCCAAAAACAAUCGGGCAAGUGCAAAAAUCAAACUCCCCAACAGCAAAAAGAUUCCAGCGAUAAACAGUGUGGCGUUUGUGAAAUAUGUAAAAUAGAGUAUGAUGCUCUAACGAUACAUCUGAAAACAAAAGAUCAUGAAUAUUUUGCCAAAAAUUCACAGAAUUUUAUAGCUCUAGAUUCGUUGAUUCAUUCCUCGGCCGAUGUAAACAAGUUUUUGGAUGAGAAUAGAAAACUGGAAAUAAAAACUGAACUGGAAGAAAUGGAAGUUGAUCACGACGGUCUGAUGUGUAUUGAACAAGACCCAUUGGAAAAUACUGAUGAUGAACAUGAACAUCAAAACGAUGAAGAUGACGAAGAAGAAGAAGAGGACGACGAUGAUGAUGAAUCAGAGAAAUCCUCUUCGACUAACAAACGCAAGUCGGUUGAACCUAAGAUGGUUUCUCCCACUUUAAGAGAAAAAUCAAAGAGAUCCACUAAAGGUAAACACUCCUCAGAGAAGUUUAAGAACUGUACACUUACUACUGCUGGAAAAUCACCAAAGACUCCUAGUCCUCAGAAGCCUUUAGCUGCACUGGAUGUUAAGACCCCCUUGGCGAGGAAAAAAGCAUCUUCUACAGCUGCUAUAUCACCGCCCAUACGUGCCAUGUUGCCGCCUAACUCUUUGUACAAGGUGGUAGAAACCCAUAACGAAGUGAAUUGUACACCACCUCGGGGUAAAGGUUUAGCGGCUGGUUUACACGAUGACUCCAAGGCCGUAGGUUCUCCCUCGUUAAUAGUGAAAUUCAAAAAAGUACGCACCACAGAACUGCAAGUAUUAAAUGGUGAGGCCGAAAACUUUAUGUUUCCCAAAAAACGCAGUGAUUCCAGCGAUUUGCCCACUGAUAUAGAUCGACAAACCACCUCCGAUCGCAUACAGCAUACGCAGACGUCUCAGCAGAUUUUAUCAUCAUCAUCCUCAUCAUCCGAAGAACAGGAUAACGAUGAGGAUUUUGAAGUUAAACACAGUCAGCCUCAGGUACUACACAAUGGUAAAAAGGCCAUAAUUAAGGGUAAGAGAAGAUUGUCAAAAGUAUGCUCCUCCUCGUCAUCUAAAUCGACGUUGGGAGGGGAAUCUAAACAGUGCUUUCCAAAGACCCCCAUCCAGCCAAAUGAACAACUGAAAAGUGAAACAAAAUCUACAACAGCAAUAAGCGGAACAAUGAAAAGAAAACCACUACCGUUGACACAAAAUCACAUAGCAAAAACACCGAAUGUAACAGCGGUAGUGAGCGUUUCCAAUAAAAUCGUAUUGCCAGAGGCUACCAGAAAAAGUAGUCGUACAGCAACUGCGAUUGUAACAGCAGCCACCACAAGUACUCGCUUGUUACAAGCUGCUGUUGAGGCAGCUAAAAGCAAGCACAAAUUGGAAAUAUCAACAAAAUCGAAACUGCCACCACCUCCUCCUCCUGCUGCUCCUUCUAGGCAUUAUAAAACAGCUAAGAAACAAGAAAUAAAGCAGGAACCGAAAGAUGACUCUGAAGAAGAAGAGGAAGAGGAUGAUGAGGAUGACGAUGGCAAUGAUGAGUUGCAUAGAAACACAUCUAAGUCUAGACAAUUGCGUUGUAGCCGUAGAUCAGUUGUAAAAAUGGAGGAUAGGAUGGGGGAUUCAAAUAAAAAGCCUCAAAAGUCUUUAAAUUAUAAGAAACUAAUACAGGGUUUCGAUAUGGAUGACUACGAAGAUGAUGAUGACAUUACCAUUGAUGGCGAUGAGGACGACGACGAAAAUGAUGAAGAUUUUAUUGUACAAACACCCAAAGUGAAAACAAAAUUAUCAACGGUAACACCAAAAAAAACAGCAAAUGCUUCUUCAUCUGAUGCAACACAUACUGUAGCAAUAAAAUCUUCAUCUAAGACUAGACUAUCCAUACAAACACCCACUCAGCUGAAUUUGUCGGUGCGUGAAGAGCGUUUAGCUAGACGCCAAAGUCGUCUAAUUACUCAAUUGCAAUUAGAACUACAAACUGGUUCGGAAGAGGAGCAAGUAAACGUGAUAACUAAGCCGAAGGUUGUUGAGAAGAAACCCGAAAGGAUUUCGAUAGAAAAAGCUCCUAUAACAACAAAAACAACUAUAAAACCAGCAAAAUCCGUCGAAACUCCUCCUAAGAAAUCGGUCUUAAAAGUUACAUCGCCAAUAAAGCAAGAGUCUUCUUCGCCUUCGUCUCGCUAUUUCGACUAUACCAAAAGUGAACGCCUAAAAGCAAUACGCUAUGCCUUUGAACGUCUGCCAGAUACGGAUCUGUGGUACAGGGUCUACAAACGCCAGGACAAUUGUGAAGAGAAAUAUUUUGAAUAUUUUGGAUCAACCAAAUACCGAAAACUGCCCUAUGAAUUGGGACCUAUGCCAUUUGAAACCACACUCUUGGAUAACAACAAAAAGAAAAUGUGCUGCAAACUUUGCCAGGAUGGACAACAGAAAAAGGAAGGUGACAAGGCUCAAAAGAUGCACGUGCGCAGAGAUUUAAAAUUAGAUUUAAAAAAACAAAUUAAUGAGGCCCUCAACAACACAAACACUCCGGAAUCUCAGGAAGAUCAUAACUGUACGUCAUCUUCAGCGCACGAAAAACAACAGCUGCAACUUCAAGAUCCAAACAAUACCAGCCAUGAACAAGACCAAGAACAUUCCAAAUCAAAUUGCUCUUCUUCUAAUAACGUGGAAUCGAAGUCGUACGCUCACAAACACAAAAAAAUGCACUUGUUGCAACGUUAUCGUCAGGAAUUGGAACAGCAGGAGCUAAUGCAACGUCAGAAACUGGAAGAUCAAGCGAAAGGUACACGAAAUGAUAGUCGAGUGCUAAGUGGCAUUGGCGAAAUUAAAACAGAAGUUGAAAGCACCCAAGAUUGUUUGCCCUCAAGACAUGACCGAGCGGGUUCUACCCACAGCAAUGCCAGCAGCAGUGCCAGCAGUACAAACGCUAAUGUGGAGCGUAAAUGGAAGAAAAUGGGUGCCAAACUGGCUAAACUGUCAAUGCUAGCCAAUUUGGAAUUGCCGCCUAGAAAAUCUCCAAGGGAACAUGCCUCAACUUUGGCUUUAGUUAGUUGUAUAAUUAAACAGCGACAGGAUUCGCUGAGUAAACCAAAUUCGGAGACAGAUGAGCCGCCCACAACACCCACAGAAACAGAAUCCAAAAUCUUAGCAAUGGCAGCGGAACAACUAAGAGCUAGCGAGGUCGUAGAGAAAGAGCCUCCGAAAACACCGCCACCUUCGGCAAGAAAUACGACAGAAGAAUCUCCCGCUCCUAUUAUCAUAAAUUCUCCACGUACAAGAUCACAAGCUGCUACGCCCAUCGAGGAAUUGCGUUUCGCCACCGAAAUAUCGGAGACGGUGAAACGCAUGAGAAGGGGACGAAAUAAAUACGACUAUUCGCCUCCAUUUGUGCAAAGAACGAUCGGAAGACCUCGUUCUGGACGUGGUCGUGGCAGAGGUGGAUCAAAUAGUGUAGUUAAUUUGUUUAGUAGUGGACAUAAAGCAACAACUACAGCAACAACGGCAUCAAGUACCCUAACACGACAAAGGUCAAAUACUCCAAACACCAAUAUACAACCUGCAACCACAAGCUCUGCCGUAACCAGAGGACGUCGAAGAAGAGGCCGACAAAAGGGUUAUAAUAAUAUAACCAAAAAUCCUGUUAAUGUUUUGGCUUCCAUACGUAAGACUGGUUCUAAGAAGGGAGUACUAGAGUUCGAUGUAGACAAUGUAGCUAUGGACGCUCUAAGAAAAGCUACCACGGAUUAUGUUAAUCCUAAACUAUUGGAAUGGCAAAUAGAUAAGUUUCUCACACUUGCAAAUAAGGACUAUGAAAACGAAUUGUUAACACCCGCGGUUAAUCUCACAACGCCACCUGAAGAACACGAAGUGGAGGGCGUGAACGAGCCAAAGGAGGAGGAGGAAGUUGACGAGGACGAAGCAGCGGUAGCUGAGGAGCAAGAGUUGCUGGAAACUGUUAAAACUGAUACUAAUGAUGCUGCUUUAAAUCUAAACACCCCACCUGCCACUGACUACUUUUCAAGCGAUUUCGAUCUGUGUGAUUUGAUUAAUCAAAGUACGGAACGUUUGCAGCAUGAAGGCGAUAAUAUGGGUCAUCUUGAUCGUAGAACAAAAAAAUUCAGCAUUUUCAAUGCGAUGCACAUGAACAAAUACUAUCGCAAGCGUAAAAAUCCCAAAUGUAAUCGCACGGGUUGGCCCAAGGUGAUCAAAAAGAAAGCGGUAACGCGGCAACAGUCAAUGCAAGAUAAAAUCUAUUUCCUACAAAACGGCAACAUACGAGAAGAAUGUUGUAAGAAAAAAAUCGGCAUAAAGCAAGAAGUGAUGGGCCAUAAUAUGGCCCUAGAUGAAGAUGAAACUACACAGGAGCAGGACGCCAGGGAAAGUGGUGUGAUAACGCCACCCGAUUCUGAGAACGAGAUGGAAGACAAUGUAAAGCUGCCAAGAGAACAAAGCAAAACGUUUAACGAAAAUGAUGAAGAAAGUGUGCUAAUGGAAGAUGAUUCCCAAAUGGAGCUCAAUGAUGACUCACAAACGGCCAACGAUGAUGAUGACGAUGAAGAUGAUGAGGAAGAUGACGACAUGGAAGAGCCUGACAGGGUAAUAGAAGAAGAUAAUGAAACAUUGGCAGAUUCUAUAGAAGAUGAAGAAGAGGAGGAAGAGGACCAGCAAAGAGAAACAAAGGCCGAUUCAGAUGAAGAUGCUGAUAUUGAAGAGGCCGACGAAGAUGAGCAGCAUAAUGGGAGAACAGAUCAAGAUCAACCCAAAAGCCUGGACUUUAGCAAAAAACACAAUAAGAAAUGUAAAAAAGUUAUACCUAAAAUCAUUGAAAACGAUGAUGAAGAUUCCUAUGAGCCACAAGAAAAACGUUUACGUUGCGUACCAGAAAGUCCAGUGGAAAAAAUGCGAAAUCUAUUAAAUCCCAACAGCGCGCACACCUCCACUCCUAUAACACCCUUUAUGCGAGCCCUGCGCCGUACACCCCAACUCAAUGGCAGCUUAGGAAGUUGCAUUAGUCCCAGCGAAAAAGCCGGCGAUAAUUCCGAUAUUUUUACUGUUUCCUCAGAUGGUUUAGAUACCGAUAUGGAUUUAAGCAAUUCUCAUUCCCAACUUCGAACCACACAAACAACACAUGCCAGCAUCGAUGAAGAUGAACAUCACCACCAGCACCAUCAACACUCCUCUUUGCAUAAUAACAGCAACAGCACCACCAACACCGUUACGCCAAAAAGAAAAUUUGAUAUAUCGAAAUAUGCACCUACCAAUGCGGCCACCUGUGCGGCAGAGGCUGCCACAGCAGCUGUCAAAUCAUUGGCCAUUUCUCAGUUUCUAAAGAAAGAAGUCCGUGUCACCUGCAGACGUUUGCGAGCACCAUUUAGACGUUUUCGUUACCGUAGAUAGGGUCAGGGUUAUAUUUUAAUACCCAUAUUUGACUGAAAAUAAAUAAAUAAUUAACCAAUAGUAGUUGUUACAAAAAAAAGUAAGAAGGCUCAUUGAAAAAUAAUAAUAAAUUCCUAAAGAGCUUACAUAAAAUUACUAACAAAAAAAACCUUGUUGUACUGUAUUCAUAUAGAUUUUUUAACAUACAUUAUAUUUAUUGUAAUUUAUUAUAAAGUAAAAGCAAGUAAAAAUAAAUUAUAAACUUUAAAUUAGAAUAAAAUGUGUAAAAAGAACAAAAAACCAACAACAAAAACAUAAACAUAAAUAUAAAUAAAUAAACCAA
Messenger RNA from Calliphora vicina (urban bluebottle blowfly), 7877 nucleotides. It is a transcript of the gene chif, whose product is annotated as chiffon. Gene Ontology annotation, biological process: regulation of cell cycle phase transition; positive regulation of nuclear cell cycle DNA replication. The coding region runs from base 989 to 7555 and encodes 2188 amino acids. The transcript is spliced from 2 exons. Gene Ontology annotation, cellular component: Dbf4-dependent protein kinase complex. The record is from RefSeq and is a predicted model, not a curated record. Gene Ontology annotation, molecular function: nucleic acid binding; zinc ion binding; protein serine/threonine kinase activator activity. Lineage: Eukaryota; Metazoa; Arthropoda; Insecta; Diptera; Calliphoridae.